Messenger RNA from Melanotaenia boesemani (Boeseman's rainbowfish), 7529 nucleotides. RefSeq names its product estrogen-related receptor gamma a (gene esrrga). Gene Ontology annotation, molecular function: sequence-specific DNA binding; DNA-binding transcription factor activity; steroid binding. Gene Ontology annotation, cellular component: nucleus. The transcript has 9 exons. The record is from RefSeq and is a predicted model, not a curated record. Gene Ontology annotation, biological process: regulation of DNA-templated transcription. The coding region runs from base 353 to 1861 and encodes 502 amino acids. Lineage: Eukaryota; Metazoa; Chordata; Actinopteri; Atheriniformes; Melanotaeniidae.
CUGGCUGUGUGUGUCUACAGCCCCCUCUCACUGGCUCUCACAUACACACUGAACUCACACUCUCCCUCACAUCUACACACACUAACGCAGAGCCGAUCAGUGCAGGCAGCGCAGAGCUUGGUAAUUGUAUUGCACCCUUCAAGUGGAAGGAAGGACUGAGAGAGAGGAGGACCAGAGAAAGAAGAGGAAGAGAAAGAGGAAACAUAUACAAACUUUGAUCUUUAUAUAUAUAUUUUUUGUUUUUGCUGUUUCUACAAAGGAGGUUGACAUGACAGUGACCCAGUAUCAUCGAUGGAUUCGGUAGGACACCCAUUAUCCGAGUGUUUUUUAAUGCACUCUGAACAAGAGUAGAAUGAACUUAUCGAAGGGGCCAUUGGUGAACAGCAGCAGCGAAGACAACUCCAAGUCAACUUAUGGUAAAUGUGGCGCUGGCGCCUGGAGGAUGCACCAGAGCUACGAUCCACUAGAGGCCAACCACAUGAGAGACGCACAUGCCCUCUACAACCCCAGGCUUCUCUGCAGAAUGUCCAGUAAGGAGCGCCACCUUGAGUCCAAUUGUCCGUCCUCUUAUAUAAAGACUGAGCCAUCGAGUCCUGCCUCCCUGACUGACAGUCUAAACCAUCACUCCCCUGGUGGCUCCAGUGACGCUUCAGGCUCAUAUUCAUCCACAAUGAACGGCCACCCUAAUGGCUUAGACUCCCCAAGCCUUUAUGGCUCCAACGCAGGACCCCUGGGACCUGCUGGUGGCCCUGGCUCGAAGCGUUACGAGGACUGUUCAUCGACUAUUGGGGAAGAUUCCCAAAUUAAGUGCGAGUACAUGUUGAAUUCCAUGCCCAAGAGGUUGUGUCUGGUGUGCGGGGACAUUGCAUCAGGGUACCACUAUGGAGUGGCAUCGUGUGAGGCCUGCAAGGCCUUCUUCAAACGCACCAUUCAAGGCAACAUUGAGUACAGCUGUCCAGCCACCAACGAGUGUGAGAUCACCAAGAGGAGACGCAAGUCAUGCCAGGCCUGCCGCUUCAUGAAGUGUCUGACUGUAGGCAUGCUGAGGGAGGGAGUUCGCCUGGACAGGGUUCGUGGUGGAAGACAGAAAUAUAAACGUCGGAUAGAUGCCGACAACAGCCCGUACCUGAAUCCACAGCUGGCUCUGCCUCCCAAGAAGCCAUUUGCCUUUGGCUGCCUUGCAGAUAACAAAAUCGUCUCUCACCUGCUGGUGGCUGAGCCAGAGAAGAUUUAUGCCAUGCCUGACCCAACAGUACCGGACAGCGACAUUAAGGCCCUGACUACGUUGUGUGACCUGGCAGACAGAGAACUGGUGGUCAACAUCGGCUGGGCCAAACACAUCCCAGGUUUCUCCACGCUGUCCCUGGCAGACCAGAUGAGUCUACUCCAGAGUGCAUGGAUGGAGAUCUUGAUCCUUCGUGUUGUGUACCGCUCACUAUCUUUUGAAGACAAGCUGGUGUAUGCUGAGGAUUACAUAAUGGAUGAGGACCAGUCAAAACUAGCUGGACUUCUGGACCUGAACAAUGCCAUCCUUCAACUGGUCAAAAAAUACAAAUCUAUGAAACUGGAGAAGGAGGAAUUCGUCACUCUCAAGGCCAUUGCUCUGGCUAACUCAGACUCCAUGCAUAUUGAGGAUGUGGACGCAGUGCAGAAGCUGCAGGAUGUGCUCCACGAGGCCCUGCAGGACUAUGAAGCUUCCCAACACCAGGAGGAUCCCCGCAGAGCAGGCAAGCUGCUCAUGACCCUCCCCCUGCUUCGCCAGACCUCCACCAAGGCUGUGCAGCACUUCUACAGCAUCAAGCAGGAUGGCAAAGUCCCAAUGCACAAACUCUUCUUGGAGCUGCUGGAAGCCAAGGUCUGAGGACAGGAACUAGAUGGAGGAAUGGCUACACACUAGUCUGAACCACCAAAUCUUCAUUUUAAACUUUGAUCAAACACUUUGAAUGACCUCAUGCUAUUUUACACAUAGACACUUGUACCACACUCGCACACACAGACAGAAACAUGUCCCUGAGGUUUGUUUGCUGACACAUCAACCUAUGAACAAAGAAUCUAUUUGAAACUCUUACCUGAACCCUACAAAAUGAGUCUUUGACAAAAGGGUGCUCACUUGAAUCUGUUUUGGGAAAGAUGUGGACAGACUGACUUAACUCCUCAUGACCAAGGGAGGAAGACAAUUCCAACACUUUCAUGAAAAUUACCACAGUGACUCUAAACCCUGAUGAUGAAAAAACACUUAUGCAUUGAGUAACAAUUAAGAUAUAAUUAACAAUUAAAUGAGGACACAUUAAAAGAAACUAAAAAUCUUCAUUUUAGUUCUGAAAGACUGCAAGACUGCACUUCCGUUUCCUUCCCCCUCCUGUAUCCUCCAACAGAUUUUUUUUAAUGUUCCAGAAGAAAGGGAGAAGGGGGAAAAAUGAACACUUAGGAAGUAUUAAUGAUGUUUGUUGUUAAUGUACAUGUACAGUGAAAUUUGAAUGGAUGGACAGAAAGAAAAGAAGAGGAGAUUUGCCCUGCCAAAGAAUGGAAUCAUCCAUUCAGAGGAUGCCAGCAAACCUUACUGUCAUAACUCCAAAACUGUUUCUGGUUUUAAGUGGUUUUCAGUCCUGGGCCUCAGGAGAACUGCUGGUUCUCUGUUCUAACAAAUUACUGAAAUUUUCUCUUGUUACGAAAACCAGCUGGGCUUACAGUUUCUAGGACCAGGAUUAGAAACAACUGCUGUAAAAAAAGAAAAAAGUAAAAAAAAACAUUCUUGUUCUCCCUAAAUUCAAUACCUAGCUUCCCAUGAUUUCCCCUAUUUCAACUGUAGCUUUACCAUUUGUUGUAUCUGCUGAGGAACAGUGAUCCUGGCCUCCCAAAAUUAUCAAUAUUACCACUGUGUGUUUGCACACUUGAUGAAGCUAAAAAUGGUUUCAAAUAAGGACAGCUAGACACCAUUUUAAUGUGUGUUUGACUGUAAGACUGCCCUCUUGUCUGACCACAUGAGGUGUGAUUGAUUGACAGUUAUGAAGGAAAUGUUUAUUUCCUACUUACUAAUGGCAAACUCAAACUUCCUAUUUAGCCAGCAAACAGAAGGUAUCUCUGGAAUUCUAUAUUCUGUCAGACACUCCUCUUGUGUUUGGACAUCUGUUUGUAACCUUUUUAGCUGUUUUGUGACCCACGUUUGCAGCUCUCCACAUACUAUUACCGAGUCAUUUCAGUCUGUCAAUGUCUCAUUAAGAAUAGUCCAGCCCAUGCUCAUUACCCACACUCCAAAAGCUACAAUGUGUCACCUUAGUGCUAUUCCUUGCCCUGUAGUGUUCACAAUUUCCAGCUUAUCUCUUGCUUCUGUAGAGAGAUUUCUUUGUGACUCAUUCAGGGAGUGUAGCUGGAGCUUCGGUCACUCAAUGCAAUACAAAGCAGAAAGACAGGUGUGCUGACAAAACUGACUACAGAACAGGUGUUGUUGCUUUAAACUGCUCAUUUUGUUUUGUUAAUUUAUACUUUGGAAAUAAUCUUAGCUAUGAUACCAGUUAGGGUUGUAAAUAAUUGUCAUCCUGUAUAUGAUAUAUAACUCAGCUUUGAUUUCAUUCUUAAUAUUGUCUUCUUAAAACUGAAUCAGUCAAUAUUUCUUUCCUUUUUUUUCUAUCAACCUGACCACUUUCAGCAAUUAUCAUGUAUACAUAUAUAUAUAUAUAAAUAUAUAAAUAUAACAAGUAAUAACAUAUUAACAGAUCAGUUUAUCUUAGAAACUCUGAGCAAUAGUGGUUUUUAAAGGAGGGGUUUGUGCUUAUGGACUAAGUCUGCAAUUUUAACAUUUUGUGCCAGUCUUAAAUUUGGAAUCUAGCUCAUGAUUGGGAAGAAAAUUUGUUGCUUCUCUUUCUCUCUGUGUAACUUGCCAUAAGCUAUUAGGUAACAGUCAACAUGUUAUUUGUUAGUGGCCAUUAGUCAGGAAGCCCAUGGACGAAGACUGUCAAGAUGAGAUUAUAUUGCUGUUGAAUAAAUGGGAUAAAAAGCUUUUAGUUUUCAGUUACAACAUAAACCUUCUUGUGUCCAGGCUUUCUUUUUGGUCACAUUUGAUCUGAUAAAGGUGAGUCAGUUCUUGUUUAAAACCAGAAAGAGAUAUUUUUGCCCAUUUGCACCACUAGAUAAAUGUUUGUUGGCCAUUUGAAGUGUGGAGACCAUCAAAAUAUUGUUUAAGAUUAAAAUUUGCACUGAGGAAAGUGAUGCUAGUAAAAUCAAAGCAUUAAUUAACUGAAUGGCAUGGCACUGUCUACUUUCUGUUAGCUCACUACAAUAAACUGUAAAAAAGAAAAGUAGGACGUAGCCACCUUGACCACCACUUGUUGGUUCAUAGGCUUGUGUUUCCAAAAGUUACCAAAAGCAACUCACACCGCGCCACAAAGCAUACCGCUUUAUACUCUGUUUUAUUCUAAAUGGGUUUGUAAUCAUAAAAAUCAAUGUUCUUUAAACAUGAAACUAUAGACUGUAAAUUAGGUGAGAUAUCGUAAUUUCUCCCAAGAUCUCUAUUUACAAACAGGCAUUUUUUGGGAAUCCCGGGAGUCUCCCCUUGCUGGCCAUUAGACAAAAUGCAGGAUGAAAAUAUUUCUGCAUCGCGACGCUGUUGACUAAGGUGGCUACAGUUCUACCCUCCUUCUUGUUAUUUAAUGACUGAUUUUUACAGGAAUGACAAAACUCAUAAAUUCGAUGUAGAAUGAAGCAUCCAACCCACUAAAGAUAAUUUUAAAAAAGGCUUACAGGUAAAAUUAAAUAGGGGGAUUUACCAUGUGUACUUUUAGAUAUAAAAGAUAUGAAUGUGCCUCCUGUCUCGCUACCUACCUGUUUAGCUUGGGUUCAAAACUGAAUUAGCUUCAUAAGCCUUCAUAUACUCUAAAUUAUUGCAGAAUAGUACGUGAAUUUAACUGCAGCUUUUACAGACUUAUGAGGAAGAUCAGUGCAUAUCAUAACAGUGGUUCUAAGUCCUUUGUUAACUGUAAGCAUCAAUAGUGUUUGUUUAAAUUCAGAGUUUCUCUAGAAACAGUAAAUGGAAAAGCUGAGCUGACAUUUUUCUGUCAAAUAAGGAAACACUUAUUUCAUUACUACAAGACAAACAUUGCGUUACUAAUCACACCUUCAACAGGUGGAGUUGAGUUUUUAUUUAUUUAUUUAUUUAUUUAUUUUUAUUAUCAUUAUUAUUUAUGUAAUAUCUGAGUCUGAAUAAGAAUGCCAAAACUUGUAAACUAUAUGAUGACUGUAUAAUCUAAUGUCAUGGCAACUUGUCACAGCGGAGGAGUGCAGCAGUUUAAGUGUAGUCGAUCGCUAACAUCCCACACUCUGUAUCAACCAUCAGUAUUAUUAGUAAGGGGUAUUUUCUCAGCCUUCUUUAACACUGUAUAUUGUAAAUUAUACAGAUUAUAAUUCUAACAUAAGACAUUUUAUUGGAGACAAAACCAAGAAAAAAAGGAAGAAAAAAAAAAAUAACGUAGCUCAGCCUGUGUGUUUCAUGUUUGCUGUUUUUUCAGUCAUGAGAAAAAAAAAAUCUUUGAUUUUAUUUGGGUUUUGUUUUUAAGUCCUGUUUCUUUUUGAUUCUUUCUUCCUCUGUUAGUCCUCUGAGGCCUUUCUGUGCAGUUUUUUCUUGUGGUGAUUCCUGUUCUUGUAUCGUGUGCUUCUUCUUUGGAAAACACAGAGUAGAGUAGAGGCCAUGUUGUCUGUCUGUCUGUCAGAUCAGCCACUGGGGGUCUGGGCAUCGGAUUCUCUCACAAUGAACCAAAUCUAACACAAGGCUCUUCUUCUAGGAAACAUAACUAGACCACCAGGAUCAAAUUACACAAUCAUCUCUACCAAACUAUACAUAAUUAAAUAUUAAGUAUCUAAAGGAAGAAUCAACUUAAAAACUAUUUAAAAAUGGAUAAUUUGUGUAACUUUCCUGUAGAAUAAACAAUAUACUGUAUAUCUUUAGGUUAAAUAAAGCUGAAGAACAUUUGAGUAAUUCAGAACUGUAGGUGACUCUUUUUUGAUAAACUUGCUGUACAUAUCUGCCUCCCAUACAGCUCAAAUCAGUCAUUAUCUUUACUGCUUCAAAAAGAGAAAAUAAUCAAAAAAAAAAAACUUUUAUUUCCUCUUUCAGUUUAUUUUCUGGAAAAUACCUCACUUGAUAAGUGAAAUACUUCAAUGUGGGAGAAUUUUCUCUGCAGCAUACAUUCAUGACAUUGUGAAGAAAAUCUACAGUAUACUGGAAUUAAACCACACAAUGCAUAUUUAAGCUUAAACUGUCACCAAAUUAAAGAAAUCAUAAUGCAUUCUGUAUAUUGUUUUUUUUUUUCUUCUUUUUCUUCUUCUUUUUUUCUUUUUAAGAGAAAUAUAGUGAGGAAAUACAAGACAUUUGUAGGUCAAGUUCCCAGUAAUGCAGUUGAAUUUCUUUUUUUCAGUUUUGCUGUAGAAAACAAAACCCUUUUCAUACAGAUGAGAUUUAUUAUUACUGUACAUUUUUAUUCUACACAAAAAAUAAGGAAGAAAAGUGCUCUCUUUUUACUGCUUUUGUUUUAUUUUCUUCUUAUUAAUUCUAUUAUUUUAUUUAUCAGUUGUUAAAGCAGCUCGUUGUACUUGUGAACUAUUCCACAGACUGAAAGAUGCUUUAUGUCUCUUCAAGGUGAUUAAUGUUAAGCUGAAUUGGGAUAACUGGAAAUGGUUCACAGUGGUGACACUUUGUUUUGCUGCCUGAAACCUGAAGAAAAUACUAACUGACUGAAAGAGCUUUUCAUGUAAUUUGCUGCUCAUAGCCUCAAAAUUAUUAAGAUGUAUUCUCAAACGCAUUUUACCUUUACCUCUACUAUUUCCUCUUUGUUGAAAAUUAAUAUGUUGUAGUCUGCACCAUGACAAGGCAAGAGUUGCACAGGUUUGAGUUGGGGUGUAGAUCCAUAUACUGAUGUGUCAGCUUAACGUUUAAACCACAUUAAUAACAACAAGUAAACCUGGCAUUUCAAAUAAGAGCAGUGGAAGACGGACUGUAUGGUUUUAUUUUUACUGAGCUUCUGAUACAAAGAUUUUGACCUGGUUGCACUUUGGGCAUCAUUUAAUUGCCCUCAUUAGGAGUUUAGAUCCAUUAGCUGCAAACGCUCCAUGUAACAAUAGUUUAGCUGGAGCAGGGGGACAAGUUAUUGGGCCAUUGUGACAUAGCAGGGUUGUCCAUCUUCCAUAGUUGCCCCUUUAAACUGCAAAGGCCAAACUGUCUAUCUACAGCUCUACAGUGUUAAGUCAUUUAGUUGUAUUUAAUCCCCAAAUAUAACUGCCACUUGUGCUGCAGCCUGCCCUGCAAUAGAAAUUUGCAAAUAUGAAAAUAUUUAAGGGAGAGAUAAACUUUGGAAGCAUUGGAACUUAAAGGGUAUUUAGGAUUUCAAAGACCCUUGGCUGGUGAAGAAGAGCUAUUGAUGAGAAAAGACCAUGUAGUGUUAUUGAAAACAUGUCAGUAGAUUUUAGAUGUGCUUCACAUCAGUAAAAAAAAAAAAAAAAAAAAAAAAAGAUAAACAAGUACCUGUAUAUUUUUGUGAUGU